Penaeus vannamei (Pacific white shrimp) is the source of this 1128-nucleotide messenger RNA. Lineage: Eukaryota; Metazoa; Arthropoda; Malacostraca; Decapoda; Penaeidae. The record is from RefSeq and is a predicted model, not a curated record.
GAGGAGUUAGUUGAGGAUCAAGGUGUGCAAAGUUUUGUAAAAGAAAUAGUGCAAAAGUGACCAACUGAGAAGGGGUAACAUAUUGUUUUUAUUUUGAGCUCGUAUGUCAGAGUGCAAGCUAGUGAUGUGCAAAUGUGAUUUUAAAAAGUGGUCAAGAUCAUGAAGCUUAUGAGACAAAGCUUGGGAAAAUCUGGUUAUAUACUGUGAUCCAUUCAUGGUUUUGAAAUGAAUUGGUUUGAGGUCGCGGCAAUGCUGGAAAAUGCCCUGCCAGAUGACUUGAUGUGGGGAGGAGACUCUCAGGGCUCUGGCGGCGGCGGAGGGGGGGUCAAUGGCAUGAUGGACGGAGGGGCUGGUGGAGGAGGUGCGGGGCCGGGUGAGAGACCCCAGCAGUUGACACACCUCCUUCAAGCCAAGAACACCCCCCAGUCCAUGGCCGGUAACAACACCAUGACCGCUGGGCCGCAUAGCAUGGCCAACCAAAGCAAUAUGAUCGUCAAUGCAUUAGCUAAUUCCAAAAGUCCGCAUGGGGCAAUGCAGUCUCCCCAGAACACUAAUAUGAACAUGACUGGCGUUCCGACGUCAAGCCAACAACUAGGUAUGAACGAUAAUGUUAAUAAUUUGAACAGUAUGCCCAAUAGUAUAGCCAAUUCGAUGGCGGGCAGUGUGUCGGGAAGUAUGUCCAUGACUUUAGCCUCAAGUGGCUCUUCCAUGAACCUAGUGAAUACCAAUGCGACAAUGGGCAUGAACAGUAUGGCAAAUAGUGGUGGCAUGACGGCAGGCAUGAAUACAGUGACAAACAUUAAUAGUAUGAACACUAUGAACUCCAUGAACAAACCCCAAGGUGUUGUCAGUGGAAUGACCAUGAAUGCCCCGAUGGGAUCCCAGAUGAAUGACGGGAUGCCCAACGGGCCCCUGCCGGGCAUGAACAGGCCCAUGGUGCCCAGUCUCAGAGGGCCAUCCCCGCAGCCCAUUGGCGGGGGGCCACAGGGGAUGGGUCCGCGCCACCCCUCCAUGGGCCCGACUCACGUAGGACCCAGAUUGCAGGUUAGUGAGAUACCAACCCCCUGUUGUGUGUCAUUUAAUUUUAUGCUUUGCUCAAUUUUGCAGAUGUGAAUUAAAUGUGAAAAA